Messenger RNA from Marmota monax (woodchuck), 14163 nucleotides. It is a transcript of the gene Znf865, whose product is annotated as zinc finger protein 865. Gene Ontology annotation, biological process: negative regulation of transcription by RNA polymerase II. Gene Ontology annotation, molecular function: DNA-binding transcription repressor activity, RNA polymerase II-specific. The record is from RefSeq and is a predicted model, not a curated record. NCBI's taxonomy places the organism in Eukaryota, Metazoa, Chordata, Mammalia, Rodentia, Sciuridae. The coding region runs from base 5784 to 9014 and encodes 1076 amino acids. The transcript has 2 exons.
CGGCCCGGGGGCCCGGGCGGCGGGGGCGGGGGGCUCCGCCCUGGACUGCAGCGGUCCUCAGGACGCCCCCCCAGAACGUCAGUGCUUCUGUGCCGGGCGCUAGCCAGGGCCCCCCCACACACACUGCUCUCCAAAAGGCCGCUCCAGAUGUGUCCCGCAUGAACGCCCCCUGCUCGGACGGCUGCCAGAGCGCCUUCAUUCGUGACGGUCCCCUCACCUGCCAGGCCCCCCACCAAUGCUUUCUCUAGGAUCUCUUUCACAGAGUUCACCGUCAUUGCUUCUUUUGCAGGGCAGUCCCCCGAUGCCACCAGCAUUGCUCCUCUUCUAGUGCAGUGGCUCGUGAACCCUAAAGGACUGCCUCCGAAGAGGGCUGCAUUCGUGCUUUGCGACAUAACUGUCCCCCACUAACGAUGAUUACAUACAUUCCACUCCCAGAGCCCCUUUUGUCGUAAAAAUGUUUUCUAUUCGGAUCAAAAUGCUAUUUACCCAUGUAACCCCUCCUUAAUUCCGCUCAAGAAUACCCCUUUCAAACACACCCCUCAACGAACAGCUCCCUCUAGCGUUCUCCUUUAAUACCCACAUCUUCCCUCCUGCCACCCCCCUCCCAGGCCCCCAGCAGAAAAACCUGUCUGCUUAGCACCAGACUCUGCUCCUGCAUUCAUCCUGGCCUCCUCUGCCUUCAGUACUUCUGCUCUAGAACAGAGCACGGCAGUGGGACGUUCUUAGAAUGCUCUCCUUCCCCUAGCCUUAGCCAGUUCUGUAGUCACUUGCAGCCAGCUUGCAUGACACUUCCCUGGACUUCCUAGGGAAGGUUCCCUGGCUCCACCAGGGUGCAACACACCUCUUUCUGUAGACAUUUGUUGUUCAUGGAGUGACUAUUCACUCUUCCAGGUCCAGGGCAUAUAGUUGGGAAGGAGAGAGGUGCAGACAGUUUUUCAUCUUAUGAAGUUUUAAAGUUUAAUUAAGGCAGAUCAGAAACAAAAAAAACAAUAAGCAGUAUAAUGGUGGCUCUCCAGGAGGCUGGUGAGCCUCUUCGGAAGUGAAACCUGAAUCAUGAGAGGUAAUUUAGCAAGGCAAAGAUCUUGGUAAACAGCCAGGGGGGACAGGGCACUGUGACCAUGGUGAGUAGAGGAGCAGUGGAGGAGGCUAGUGAGGGUGGAGCAUGAAAAUUGAAGGGAAGAGUGUUGCAGGGAAGGCUGAUGGCAGAGAGCCUAGGACACCUCUUCUGGCCCAAGCCCGGAAGGCACAUCAUUCAUUUGUUCACACACACACUUGCAGCUAUUUUAUGAGUGCCCACUUCACCCUAGAAAUGCCACAAGAACAAAACAGGCGAAAAUCCCAGUCCAUGUGGACUGGAUAUGCUGUCAAGAGGGCAGACAACUAAAAAUCAAAAUCCAUAGAAAUACAAAGUCAUAUAGUGGGCUAAGGAGACAGAGUUAUAGGGCUGGGGUUUUAGGAAGACCUCACCCAAGAUUCCCUCACUCUCCAGUAAACCAUAGGACAAAAAGUUAGAUUUGGGUGUAAAUCCCACUCCUCUGGACAAUUGUAGCCCACCACAGGGCUGCUUUUAACACCCUCUCCCCAGGAGCAAAUGAUUAAGAGGGGCUACUAGGGCUCAUAACUUAAAGCACUUUCUCUCUUCAAUCACUUUCUCUCUUCCCCUCCUUCAUUAAUUUAAUCAAUGAGUACUUAUCAAGCCAGGCACUCUUGUUGGUCCUGAGAACAGAGUAGUGAACAAAAUGUAAACAUUGCUUCUGAGCUGGGUUUGGUGCCUAUUAUCUCAGUGACUUAGGAGGGUGAAGCAGGAGGAUUGCAAGUUCAAGGCCAGCCUCAGCAACUUAGCAAGGUUCUAAGCAACUUGGUGAGAACCUGUGUCAAAAAUUAAAAAGGACUGGGGUUGUAGUUCAGUUGUAAAGCACCCCAGGGUUCAUUUUCCAGUAUCUGCCACCCCCGUUGUUUUUUUUCCUCCGCCUCUUCAGUGGCACCAGCUUAUGAUCCCAGCUACUUGGAAGGCUGAGGCAGGAGGAUUUUAGUUUGAGACCAUGUGAGCAACUUAGCCAGAUCCUGCCUCUAUACAAAAAACGUUUUUUUAAAAGGGCUAGGGUUGUAACAGGCGGUUAGAGCAGUUUCCUUACAUGCGCAAGGCCCUGGGUUCAAUUCCCAGUACUGAAAACAACAACAAAAUAUUGAAAAAAAACCAAAACAAAACAAAAACCACUCUCUCUGGAGAGGGAGACCAGCAAAACAAGACAGGCUGGCAGAACGUGUGGAGCAUUAGGUGAUGGUGAUGGAGGGAGAUGAAGCAGUGGGGAUGUGGGCCUGGCCGUGGGCUACAGUGGUCACCAAGAGCCAGUUUGAGAAGACAAAGUGGAGCAGACAGGAAGGAGGUGAGAGAAGGAGUUAGAGCACUUUGGGCAAGGCAGCAGCCCUGGGCAUGGGUGGAGUGGACACACUGGUGUCUGUGGGGGCCUGUGGGGGAGGUGGAGGUCAUCCUAAGGUCUCAGUUGUGCUCUGAGUAGAGUCACUGUAGGGUUUUGAUUAGAAGAAGAUCAUGGUUUGACUCUAGUCCUAUCUUUAAAUGGGAAUAGUAAUGUUUAUGAGUUUGUUGUGAAGUUGAGACAAGUCACAUGAGUCAACAAACAAUAGAGUUAACAAAUGUCAGUGGCUUACCAUGGAUUGAGUCCACCCAAGAGAUUGAGAUUAGGUGGCAGGGAGGUGGGUGAAGCAGAUCAUGUCUCCAGUAUACAAUGGAAUGGGGGCUCCACCGUUGUCUCAGAAGGUAAAAUACUGAAGGCAUAUGUAGGGAGUCACACCUGCUGUGUGAUGUUGGGAGACUAAUUUACCUCUUGGUUACUUUCUUAGUUACUUCCUUUGUAUUUCAGAGUCAAUAUGUGUAACCAUCUGGGCAUGGAGGUGCACACCUGUAAUCCCAGCAACCCUGGAUGAUGAGGCAGUAGGUCCCAAAUUCUGGGCCAGCCCGGGCAAUUUAGACUCUGUCUCAAAAUUUAAAAGUGGAAGUGGUGGGGGAGGCUGGGGAUGCAGCUCGUUGGUAGAGUCCCCCGGGUUCAUUUCCCAGUACCAGAAGGAAAAAACCACCAAAUUAAUUUAACUUGUCUCAUAGGGUGUUUGGGAGGAGGGUUUAGAAGAGUGCUUGGCUGGUGGGAGGCUCUUACCCAGGGCUCCGUGCCUCUGUGCAUCACUGUUAGAUAACAACAGGCUGGAAUUUCAUCAUGAGCGCUGUGUUGCAGCUGAAUAGCUCACAGGUCCUGACAUCAGAAAGAACUAGAAUCAAGAACCUGGCUUCCCUCUUACUGGCUAUGUGACCUUGGGGGAAUAACUCAGCUCCUCAGUUCCCCACUUAGCAGAUGGGACCAAGAAUGGCGAGACUGUUGUGAGGCACUAAGGACAUGGUACACAUCAAACUGGGCCAAUGUAGAUGUGAGCGGUCACAGCUUUCACUGUGGGACCUCUCUCCCCACUAUGCCUCUCUGCAUAAAGCCCUUCUGUGACACAUUUCCCCUCAGAGAGACAAUGUGAAGCUCACUGAGUCCUCAGAAAGAGGAAGUAUCUUAUUUCCCACUGGAAGUCAUCUUGAGACUGACCGUUCUCUCCCCACUAACCACCCCCCGCACCUGCCCACCUUGCCCUCUGUGCCACAGCACUGUUCCCAGAGCCUGCUGUCUGCUCCCUGGGGAGCAGUCAGCUUGUCCUGCACCUGCUCGCUCCACAGAGCUUCAUCAGCUCGGGCGCUCGCGGCGGUCCUGUCCCUCUGGGCACUGCUUUGGCUGCAUUUCUUCAGCUUUGGUGUGUUGUGGUUUUGUUUUCUUUCACUGCAAAAAGCAUUUUCAAAUUUCCCUUGUGAUUUCUUGACGGACCCUUUGGAGAUUUAGGAAGGGGUUUAAUUUCUACAUAUCGGCAAGUAUUUGUCAGGUGCCGACCCAGCGUCCAUGAGUGCUGUGCUGGGUCCUGGGGUCACACUAGGGAACAAGGUAGGCCAGGUCUGCGCUCUCAGUGAGAGCAGACAGUAAACACACAGCGAGGAGGACAUCACCAGCCAGUGGCAGUGACUGGGAUGUAGAGAAGAGUGGGAUGGUGGCCUGGGAAUGCCACCAGGAGGAGGCUCUGAGGAAGAACAUUCCAGGCAGAAGGAAAGAUCCAUGUUGAUUUUUUUUUCCCAAGAUAGUAGCCAACACCCCCUCCUACCAGGUUCCUUGUGCAGACCUCCCUCAUACCCAGAAGGAUGUGGAAUAAGAGGGAAUAAGACUCCUGCCUCCACUCCCAGGACACAGCUUCUAGCUGCUCAGGCCAGUUGCUCCCUUAUCGACUGUUGCUCUAUGACCUUGAGCAAGUCACUUGGCCCCUCUGUGCCUCUAUUUUCUCACCUUUACAAUGGAGAGAACAAAUAUCCCAUCUCAGUUUUGGUGGGAUUCAGUGAUUUAACGGGAUAAUGUGCUCAGAAAGGUGGGCAGCCUGUGGAAAUGCCAGCCAGCCACAGCUGUUAGUAACAGGUAAUGUCCACCUUCCCACCACCCCAAGUUGCUCCCCUAAGCCCAGCAUUCCUGCACUGAGUGUUUUCUCCUAACCCCUGGGGCCCGACCUAGGUUCUGCCUUUGCUCCUUCUGGAGAGAGAUUAAAUGGAGAAAGUAUGAAGGGCAUGGAAUGUCAAGCCUUGUCCAAGGACAAGGACACUCAGAGCUGGAGAUAAAAAUACCGGUGGACAGGGGUUGGAGGAGGCACUCACCUUUUACCUGUGGGAGGAGAGAACCUGCCAUGCUGACAAAGGAUGAGGGUCUGUGUCUUGGGAGGCCCCUAGGUUCCUAAAGUGGGCUGGACACUGAGCCAGGCCUCAAGGGUAGGGAUGAUGGGCAUGUAGCAGACCCCAUGGGCACCUCUCUUAUUGGCUCAAAGGCUGGCUGGGUCCUGAGAACUCAGAGCCACUGCAGGAGCCAGUGCUGGGGCGACUGUUCAGACAGGACAGCUGCAGUCUGGGACGUUAAGUACUCCUAGGCAGAUGCUGGGAGUGCUUGCUUGAGCUCCCCCAGGUGUGUGAUGUCAUCAGGGCUGUGUGCAAAGCUCAGGGGACAGAUGUGUUCCAUUAUGUGCUGUGUCAGCCUCUUCAGUCCCCCUGCAGUUCAGGACUUCCAGCCCUGUUUUAAACAUGGAGAAAGUGUGGACCCCAGCAGAUGGCAUUAGACCCCAUGUCUUCCCAGUCGCAGGGCCUGUGAGGUGCUGUCUGGAUCAGGCUGUCCUCCAGAAACACCAGCACCCUUGCAAGCAGACGCUUCUUCCCACCUUGAAUUCCUGGAGAGCCCCUUCCCCAGGACCGCCUCUUCCUGUUCUCUUGCCUUCUCCUGACUUCCCUUUUCUACUCCUAGAAGCAGUAGCGGUAACGACACGUGGUGAUACUUUCCAUUCAUGCCAGCAGCACUUUACCUCGAGAGCUUCCACGUGCCAACACUGCGUCCUCGUAACAGCCCUGUGGCCUAGGGAUAUGCUCUUCUUCCCCCUUUGGAGAUGAGGUGGUCGCUUAGUUAGAAAGUGGCAGGGCUUAGAUUUGAACUUGGCAUUCUCGCUCCGGAGCCCACUCUCCGAAUCACUCUGACAGAGCUGCUGUUACCCUCAUUUUACAGAGGCAAGCAAGUCCUGAGGGGACUGAGAACAGAAAGUGGAACCCGAGGUGACAGAGAGUCUUAGAACUGAGAUCAGAGGCUCCCCCAGUGCCAGGGGAACUAGACUGAGAAGGAGAGAAUGGACUUGCAGGUGGUGAGGGGGAGGAUCUGGAGAUGGACUGGGAGGGUCUCCCUUCUCCCCAUCUGCCAGAAAUGGAGGCAAACCCGGCAGGCAGCAGUGCCGGGGGUGGUGGGAGCAGCGGCAUCGGGGGCGAGGACGGGGUUCAUUUCCAGAGCUACCCAUUUGACUUCUUGGAAUUCCUCAACCACCAGCGCUUCGAGCCCAUGGAGCUGUAUGGGGAGCAUGCCAAGGCCGUGGCAGCCCUGCCCUGUGCCCCGGGGCCCCUACCUCAGCCUCCGCCCCAGCCCCCACCUCCCCAAUAUGACUACCCACCCCAAUCUACUUUCAAACCCAAGGCGGAGGCUCCUUCCUCCUCCUCCUCCUCCUCCUCCUCCUCCUCCUCCUCCUCGUCCUCUUCCUCCUCCUCCUCGUCGUCCUCCUCCUCAUCGUCGUCCUCUUCUCAAGCCAAGAAGCCAGAUCCGCCCCUGCCACCCGCUUUUGGGGCCCCUCCGCCUCCGCUCUUUGACGCUGCCUUCCCUGCCCCACAGUGGGGUAUCGUUGACCUCUCGGGACACCAGCACCUGUUUGGAAACCUGAAACGAGGAGGGCCGGCUUCUGGGCCGGGGGUAGCACCUGGGCUGGGUGCUCCAACAGGUGCACCGGGGCCACUUCCAGCCCCCUCGCAGACCCCACCAGGACCCGCCGCAGGGGCGGCCUGCGACCCAACCAAGGAUGACAAGGGCUACUUCCGGAGGCUGAAAUACCUGAUGGAGAGGCGCUUCCCCUGCGGUGUGUGCCAGAAGUCCUUCAAGCAGUCCUCGCACCUGGUGCAGCACAUGCUAGUCCACUCCGGGGAGAGGCCUUACGAAUGCGGCGUCUGUGGCCGCACCUACAACCAUGUCUCCAGCCUCAUACGCCACCGCCGCUGUCACAAGGAUGUGCCACCAGCUGCCGGGGGUCCACCACAGCCCGGACCCCCACUCCCUCAACUGGGUCUCCCAGUCCCCACAGCCAGUGCAGCGGCUGCUGUCCCCACCACGGUUUCCUCUGGCCCCCCAGCCACACCUUCCGCGCCUGCCACCUCUGGGGAUGCCAACACCGCCCCCACUGCCCCUGCAGGCGUUGGCGUGCCCCCUCCGUCCACUACAGGUGGUGAGGGCCCAUUUGCCUGCCCACUCUGCUGGAAGGUGUUCAAGAAGCCCAGCCACCUUCACCAGCACCAGAUCAUCCAUACGGGCGAGAAGCCCUUCUCCUGCUCCGUGUGCAGCAAGAGCUUCAACCGGAGAGAGAGCCUCAAGCGGCACGUGAAGACACACUCCGCAGACCUCCUGCGCCUCCCCUGCGGCAUUUGCGGCAAGGCCUUCCGGGAUGCCUCCUACCUCCUCAAGCACCAGGCGGCCCACGCGGGGGCGGGGAGCCCUCGGCCGGUGUACCCUUGCGACCUGUGUGGCAAGUCCUACUCAGCGCCGCAGAGCCUACUUCGGCACAAGGCUGCCCAUGCCCAGCCUGCGGCUUCGGAGGCAUCCAAGGACGGUGCUGCCUCUGUCCCGCAGCCCCCACCCACCUUUCCCCCUGGCCCCUACCUCCUGCCCCCGGACCCACCCACCACAGACAGCGAAAAGGCAGCAGCGGCUGCAGCCGCAGUGGUAUAUGGCGCCGUGCCAGUCCCACUCCUGGGUGCCCAUCCGCUGUUGCUUGGUGGGGCAGGGACCAGCGGGGCUGGAAGCUCUGGCACCAGUGUCCCAGGAAAGACUUUCUGCUGCGGCAUCUGCGGGCGUGGCUUUGGGCGCCGGGAGACCCUGAAGCGCCAUGAGCGCAUUCACACUGGAGAGAAGCCCCACCAGUGCCCCGUGUGCGGGAAGAGGUUCCGCGAGUCCUUCCACCUGAGCAAGCAUCACGUGGUGCACACCCGCGAGCGGCCCUACAAGUGUGAACUCUGCGGCAAAGUCUUCGGCUACCCACAGAGCCUGACCCGUCACCGCCAGGUUCACCGGCUGCAGCUGCCGUGUGCCCUGGCCGGGGCCGCGGGCCUCCCCACCACCCAGGGUGCCACAGGAGCCUGUGGGCCUGGGCCCUCCGCCGCGUCUGGGGGGCCCUCGGACGGCCUAAGCUACGCCUGCUCAGACUGCGGAGAACACUUCCCAGACCUCUUCCACGUCAUGAGCCACAAGGAAGCCCACAUGUCUGAGAAGCCGUACGGCUGCGAUGCCUGCAGCAAGACCUUUGGCUUCAUCGAAAACCUCAUGUGGCACAAGCUGGUCCACCAGGCUGCCCCAGAACGCCUGCUCGCACCCACGCCGGGUGGCUCCCAACCCCCUGAUGGCUCCAGCGCCACUGAUGCGGCCAGCGUGCUGGACAACGGGCUGGCGGGAGAAGUAGGGGCGGCUGUGGCAGCGCUAGCAGGAGUGUCUGGGGGCGAGGACGCUGGUGGGGCUGCAGUAGCCGGGGCCGGUGGAGGUGCCAGUUCGGGUCCUGAACGCUUUAGCUGUGCCACGUGCGGCCAGAGCUUCAAGCAUUUCCUGGGCCUAGUGACUCAUAAGUAUGUGCACCUGGUGCGGCGGACCCUGGGCUGUGGCCUCUGUGGCCAGAGCUUCGCGGGCGCCUAUGACUUGCUCCUGCACCGCCGCAGCCAUCGGCAGAAGCGGGGUUUCCGCUGUCCGGUGUGUGGGAAGCGCUUCUGGGAGGCAGCUUUGCUGAUGCGCCACCAGCGAUGCCACACAGAGCAGCGGCCCUAUCGCUGUGGUGUGUGUGGCAGAGGUUUCCUGCGCUCAUGGUACCUGCGGCAGCAUCGCGUGGUGCACACCGGUGAGCGGGCUUUCAAAUGUGGCGUGUGCGCCAAGCGCUUUGCACAAUCGUCUAGUCUGGCAGAGCAUCGGCGGCUGCACGCAGUGGCUCGGCCCCAGCGCUGCGGUGCCUGUGGCAAGACCUUCCGCUACCGCUCCAACCUGCUGGAGCACCAGCGGCUACACUUGGGCGAGCGCGCCUACCGCUGUGAGCACUGUGGCAAGGGCUUCUUUUACUUGAGCUCUGUGCUGCGCCACCAGCGCGCCCAUGAGCCCCCGCGGCCCGAGCUACGCUGUCCCGCUUGCCUCAAGGCCUUCAAGGAUCCCGGCUACUUCCGUAAGCACUUGGCGGCCCACCAGGGUGGCAGGCCCUUUCGCUGCUCCUCCUGUGGGGAGGGCUUCGCCAACACCUAUGGCCUGAAGAAACACCGUCUGGUGCACAAGGCCGAGGGCCUGGGGGGCCCUGGAGCAGGGGCAGGAGCCCUGGGGAAGGAUGCCUGACCCCAGAGUUUUAUCUGCCACUCCAAUCAGAUGUCCCUUCUUGACUCCUCCCUCCUAGGGCUGCUGAUCAGACUCUUCCCCCUCCUUGCUGUCACCUGUCCUUCUGAACUUCAUAUGUUUUGAGUCUCCUUCAGGGCACAUGCCCUACAAAUCAAGACUGAAUCACUCCCAUCCUGGAUCUCUGGACCUCCCCUCAUUCUGUCAGACACUGAACUGAACCCUCUGUCCAACCCUCUCUUGUAACCCUCACUAGCCACCCCCAGCAGCAUUCUGCCCUGGGAGCUCUUUGGUGGAGAUUAAUCUGAACUGCCUCCCCUUUGGAAUCUGGCUGGACAGCAGAUAUGAGCUGAGUUGGGAGGGCACAAGGGGGGUCUGGGUGCUCUUGGAUGGUGGGGUGGGGGUGGGGUGGCAGACGAAGCUUGUACAGAGCAGAGGACAAUAAAUCUUAUCAACAGGGUGGAUGAAGUUUAUCUUCAGAUCUCAGGGAGAGUGGGGGUUAAGUGUUGGUGAGAUGCAAGGCUGAGAACUUUUGUUUCCUUGGGGAUUGUGAUUCCCAGGCACCCUCUGCCUCACAAGCUGUGUUUCAGCUGGUAUUCACUAAGGUUUGGCCACAUUCCAAGCAUUGGCCCACUGGUUGGGCCAAUGAAAGUGAGCAAAACAGGUAGGUUUCUCCUGUCAAGAGCUGGCUGGGGGUACAGACUGCCCUGCAUGGCACUUUCAGUGUUUGCUCACUUGCCACCAUUUCCUGAAACCCCUGUCUUUCAGGUCCCAAGCUGGGGCACUGGGUGAGUUAGACAUGGCCCUCACCCUUCAGAAGACUAGAGAACUCCUGUCAGGCAUAUCACAGCCUCGUGUGGACUCAAUUUACAGCUCACUUGUAGCACCUGCCUCUCCAGGAUAAUGAUUUGGGGUUUCAAAAGCCCUUUCAGAGAUCCAUGGUGGUACAUGCCUGUAAUUCCAGCAACUUGGGAGUCUGAGGCAGGAGGAUGACAAGUUCAAGUCUGGCCUGGGCAACUUAGUGAGACCUGUCUCAACAAAAUAUAAAAAGGGAUGGGGAUGUAGUUCAAUGGUAAAGUACCUCUGGGUUUGUCAACCCCCAGUACCAAAAAACAAACAAACAAACCAAAAAAACUUAUGCAACUCUCAUUUUCAUACAUCACAGAACUGUGUGAUAUAUGUCCUGCAGUACAAGUUUAUAGUCAUCCCACUUGUCAGAAGAGGAGCAUGGGGUCCUGGAGAACAAAAGAGCUCCAAGGACACCUGGCAAAUUCAUGGUAGAAUUGGGACUCAUCUCAGGGUACUUUAAUACUGAAACUUGAAGAUGAAACAGGGAACACUGUCUGGGCAGGUCUAGUGUGACCCACAAGAAGGCAGCAACCCAGUGUGCCAAGUUCUCAUGCUGCAGACCUACCAUGAAACAGCCUACAGCAGAGCUCCAGGGCUCCAAGGUCAACUGGAAGUGGAAGUGUCACUGAAGACUGAGGGAGCAUGGAGUAGUCACCUUACCAGACUGGGGCAAGUGUUAGAAAAGCUUCCUCGAAAGGAGGGUGAGAUCUGAACAGCGGCAUAAAGCAACAAGAGCUUGCCAGGUAAAAACAUGGGCAAAUAAUCCCAGGAAGAGGAUGGGGUGUAUCCAACUAAAUCCAGCCAUUCUAGAGAAUUUAAAAUGUAGUAUAACUGGAGGUUGGAGUGGGUGUGUGGCUGGAUCCUGAAGGGGCUUGAAUUCUAAAUUGUACAGUUGGGAAGUUUUUUAGGCUAAAGGCUGAAAACUAUCAGCAGCCAGUCUGGAAGCAAUUCAAACCAUUUAGUUUGUGCAUUAAAAAACAAAAACUUUGAGUGGUUGGGAUGUAGCUCAGUGGUAGACCCCUUGGAUAGCAUGCUCAAGGCCCUGGGCUUGGCUUAGUUAGCAACAUUGUGGAAUCCAAGGAUUUUAUGUAAAAUCCUUUGAUUUUACAUAAUGUUAACUAAUGGAACUUCUGAAAAUCUGAAGAAUCUAUCAAACCCAAUCUGCAUCCCUGUUGGCACUGAGUGCCAUUACCUUCUCCUGAGGUGUGAAUGUAAAUGCUCCGUUUACUCUCAAUCCCACCACUCCUUGCUGAAUGCCAACACUGAGCCCAAGUGUCAGUUGCCAUGUUUCACCUCACAGAUACUUUUGCCUUUAAAUCUGGCCAAGCAGCUCUGGUAGGUAUUUACAUUUGUGAUCCCUUCUCAAAAGUCACAAGGAGCUGUGGAUUGGUGUCAAGUAUACAAGUGUCUCCAGUGUUGGAGAAUGGAGAAGGUAGGGCCUCAGCUGGGCUGCUGUGCAGUUAUCCAGAUGUGAGGUCACUGUUGUCUUGGUCUACAAGAAUAGUGAUGAUGAAGUAUUCAGAUGUCAAAGACACUUAAACGUGCAACGUGGGGAGACUGAUAAGGGAUUAGGUGACGGAGGAAGACCACAGGAACCUGUCGAGGUUCCUGAGAUGGGGAGAACAAGUGUUUUCCUGGGGAAAUGGGUCAGUUUUGUUAACUCAUCUGCAGGCAGUCUUGUGCUGGCUGAUUGGGACUGACACUAGUGGUUUAUUACCUCCUGAGCAUAGCAGGGAGUAGGCAAGUGUGCCAGCUGCAGGGUCCCUACAUUAUGCCAGCCUUCCUGAACCCUCUCCCACACAGAAAUAAAAGGUCUGAACAGCCAGUACCUAUUCAGUCAUAUUCUAAAGGUGAGAACACAGGCUUGGAAAGUGGUACAGUGCAACUUAAAUGUUUAUAGAAGACCACAGCAUGGCCCUGCUCCCCCACUUCCUCAAAGAAGACAACCCAAAUACAAGACUGACAAAGAGAAACCCUUCAUCAAGUCCUUUAAUAGGAAUAGACUGGAGGUUUCCCACCUCCAGCUUCCAAGUCCUCUUAUUCCACAGUGCCGCCAGAAGGCCAUGCUGCCAUUAGCUAGUCCUUCCUUGGGACUGCCUGGGACUAGGCAAUAAACUGCUUCAAAUUCAGAGUGGAGGAAAGUAGAGAAGCCUGAGGCUUCUUUGCAGACGUGUUGGACCACAGGCUCUAAGCCUAAAGCUUCAGAAAGGGGCCAGUAAGUGGUGGACAUCUUCUGCCUGGGGGUUUGUAGGCAACUCAAGUCCAGUGCAAUACAGUGAGGUAGGAAAAGAUUCCACCACCGUCCACCUUAGGGAGCCCCAAAUAGUCCAGCACUCUGCAGAAGGCCUAGACCAGGAACAGUAUGGUGGAUGAGAUUUUCCCACCUUCCACUUGACCCUGGCUCCCCUUUUUUAGAGUCCAGGUUCUGUUACAGGCUACGUUUUGCCCAAGGACAACCUAACAAGAAUGCAAACAGGGCAGUGAAAUGCUUCCCACGGUAUCAUGUUCACCUGGGCACACACAGGGCUGCACUACCCCUCCUGUGGCCUCUCACCUAGGUGCAGUGUGGAUCUCUGGGAGUCCACAACCUUGGUACUCUCCUUCUGCUCCAACACCAGCAGCUCACUACCUCCCUGCUCUGCCCCUGUCUCUUUCUGCCCACACCCUCCCCUGCAAUCUGCCUUCUACUUCCAGAAUUAUCACCCCCAGUCCUGCUCUCCCAGCCUACUGGUCAACUUCCACCUUCACCUUCACCAUUUCCCCAUGCCCCUCUUCCAGAGUGCUAUCUGUCCCGCACCCACUCCCUGACCCUUCAGCCACCAGUGAGCCCAACUGGCUCCCAGAGUCUCCCAACCCAGGCCCCGGCCCAUGGAAGUGGGUGCGCUGGUGCUUGCGGAAGUUGGAGGAGUUGUUGAAAGUGCGAUCGCAGAGGGUGCAGCGGAAAGGGCGCUCGCCAGUGUGGAUGCGGGCGUGGCCGCUCAGCACCGAGGACUGCGUGAAACCCUUGCCGCAGAUGCCGCAAUGAUACGGGCGCUCGCCGGUGUGCACCCUCUCGUGGUCUCGCAUGUCUGAGGAGCGGCGGAACGGUUUGGCACAGAACCUGCAAGCGAAGGGCUUCCCCACCGCCGCGCCAGCAGCCGCAGCGGCCAUCACCACCUCUGACCUCUCCUGCGGCACCCCUGGGCUUGGCUCUCCAGCUGCUGCGGCUUGCGGAGGCCUGCGGGAGGUGCCUGGCUCCAGCCCAUGUCGGUGCUGGUGCCGGAGCAGUGGCGCUAAGGCCUUGAAGGCCCGCGGGCACAGCGGGCAGCGGUAGGGCCGCUCCCCCGUGUGUAAGCUGUAGUGAGCACGGAGGCUGGCGGGACCUGGGCAACUGUGACCACACACGUGACACCGGCUUGGGUCCCCACCCUGCCCGCCCCCAUCCGCGCCUGCCAGGUGGCCAUGUUCAUGGAACAGCAGCUCGGAGACCAGUCGGAAGGCAGCUGGACACAAGGCACAGUGGAAAGAACCUGGCUCUGGUGGCUCUGGUACCAGGGAGGUAUCUGUGACCUUCACCACCUGGAUCUCGAUGAGGUCACUUGGGGGUGUGGCGGGGCGGCCAUCAUCAGGUGCCAGGACCUGGUAGGGGGAGAAGAACAAGGAGCCUGUGGACCCUGCCUGGAGACCUCCCAGAAGCCCCCACUUACUUAAAUGUCUGCUUCACUGCAGGCCACUGCUCCCUCUCCUUCUAGGUCAUUACCAAGUCCCAGGAUGCCACCCCAUGCCCUCAGCUCUUCCCUCUUGCCUAAAAUAUAUCAAGGACCCAGCCACCUCUCCUCCACCCAAGCUCAAACCCCUGUCCUACUUCCAUAGCUGAAAGAGCCUCCUAGAGGGAAUCUGUUCCCACUUCUUCCCCUUAUAAUCCACCUCUCUUGAGCAGCCUGAAUGGGCUCUUGAAAAUGUAAAUCAGAUAAAGCCACUUUCCACUCAAAACCCUCCCAUGGCUCCAAAUGCAAUUAAAACCCCCAAUCCUCGCUAUAGUAGCCACCCUGAUCUGACUCCUGCUUAUCUCUCUGACCCCAAUGUAAACAGAAGCCGGCACCCAGCUGACUUCUGACAUCUAAAUUUAGCUCCCCAACUCCCACUCUAUCAGCUCACUUUUUAUUUUCUUUAUAGAAUGUAUCACCAAAAAAAAAAAAAUCUCAUUUAUAGUCUCUCUCCUCUCAUAGGAUGGCAAGCUACAAGAGAACACAAUCCUUGUCUGUCUUGGUCACCUCUGUUAUAGACCCUGAACAAGCAGCUCAGUAAAUGUUUGUUGAAUUAA